GGUCCUCCUCGUAGUUUCCGCUCUUCUCCUCCUCCUCCUCUUCAUCACUGCUGCUCUCUUAAUAAGAACCAUCUCAUUCCGAUAACAAACAGCCUUCAAUUCACUCCUACUCUACAAUGGAGAGUUUUGCAAUUCACUCUCCAUCUUCCUCCUAUCGCCUGUCUCUGCACCGCCGUCCACGUCAAUCCAUCCUAGCCAAAUCCCCGCCGCACUUCUUUACCUCCACCCCACCUUUGCCCCCACUAGCAGUCUCCUCCGCCGCCGCCCGAUUACCACUUGUUUCCACCCACCGUACUGUAUCUCCAUUCAAUCUCGAUUCUUUUUCAAAACCCAACAGAACCACCCUCUUCAAAACAACAACAAUAAUCAAAUCUUCCGCGUCAGAUAAAAGCAAUGCCGUUGAAUCACCAAAAGUCCAGCAAUCUCAAGGUGUUAAAAUCAUCCCUCUUAUAAUAUCAGUCUCAAUCGGUUUAAUCGUCCGGUUAUUCGUACCCAAGCCGACGGAGGUUACUAUGCAAGCUUGGCAAUUGCUUUCGAUUUUUCUCUCCACGAUUGCCGGUCUUGUUCUCAGUCCUUUACCAGUCGGGGCUUGGGCUUUUCUCGGUCUUACGACCUCCAUAGUCACUCAGACCUUGACCUUCUCAACUGCUUUCAGUGCUUUUACUAACGAAGUCAUUUGGUUGAUUGUGAUAUCUUUCUUCUUCGCUCGUGGGUUUGUCAAAACCGGAUUGGGUGACAGAAUCGCAACAUACUUUGUGAAAAUGUUGGGGAAAAGUACAUUGGGUUUGUCUUACGGAUUAACAUUCAGUGAGGCUUUAAUUGCUCCGGCAAUGCCGAGCACAACUGCUAGGGCCGGCGGUGUGUUCUUGCCCAUUAUCAAAUCAUUGUCUCUAUCUGCUGGAAGUAAACCAGGUGACCCAUCUUCGAAGAAGCUUGGUUCUUACUUAAUUCAAUCUCAGUUUCAGUCUGCUGGUAAUUCUAGUGCACUUUUCCUAACUGCUGCAGCUCAAAACCUACUUUGUUUAAAACUAGCUGAGGAGCUUGGUGUUGUCAUUGCAAACCCAUGGGUUUCAUGGUUUAAGGCAGCUAGUUUACCUGCACUUGUUUGUCUUCUAGCUACUCCUCUUGUUCUUUACAAGCUUUUCCCUCCUGAAACCAAAGACACCCCAGAUGCCCCAGCCAUGGCUGCUAAGAAACUCGAUCUAAUGGGCCCUGUCACUAAAAAUGAAUGGGUCAUGGUUUCUACUAUGCUUCUCGCCGUCUCCUUAUGGGUUUGCGGAGAUGCUCUUGGGAUACCAAGUGUGGUAACUGCCAUGAUUGGCUUAUCAUUACUCUUGCUACUUGGAGUUCUUGAUUGGGACGACUGUCUAAGCGAAAAAUCGGCUUGGGAUACUUUGGCUUGGUUUGCAGUUCUUGUGGGAAUGGCAGGCCAGCUGACAAACCUGGGUAUAGUUAGCUGGAUGUCGGGUUGUGUUGCCAAAUUGCUUCAAUCUUUCUCUUUGAGCUGGCCGGCUGCAUUUGUUGUUCUUCAGGCAGCUUAUUUCGGCAUCCAUUACUUAUUCGCUAGUCAAACAGGUCAUGUCGGAGCUUUAUACUCCGCAUUUCUAGCUAUGCAUCUUGCUUCAGGUGUACCUGGUGUCCUUGCCGCUUUAGCUUUAGCUUACAAUACAAAUUUGUUUGGAGCUUUAACACAUUAUAGUAGUGGACAGGCUGCUGUAUAUUAUGGAGCGGGUUAUGUUGAACUUCCAGAUGUUUUCAGGAUUGGCUUCAUUAUGGCUAUUGUCAAUGCUACAAUCUGGGGAGUUGUAGGAACCUUUUGGUGGAAGUUCUUGGGGCUGUAUUGAAUACUCAUAUACUGUCAUGAGCUUUCAACUUCUUGUUAAGAUAAUUACAACUGUGAUAUGUGUAACUGAAUCCGUCGAGUUUACUGAUAAACUCGUGUAUUUCAUUUUGGAAAUACCAUUUCGGUCAUAUUUCUCAAACAGAGUGUUUAUGAACUUAGUGUGACAGAUUUAAUUUAUUGGCAAUUUCUCUAUUCAAAUACUAAAGUGUUUUCAACUA
Molecule: messenger RNA, 2061 nt
Organism: Impatiens glandulifera
Lineage: Eukaryota; Viridiplantae; Streptophyta; Magnoliopsida; Ericales; Balsaminaceae
Product: dicarboxylate transporter 2.1, chloroplastic-like
Exons: 4
Coding region: 117-1844 (575 amino acids)
Biological process (GO): transmembrane transport
Cellular component (GO): membrane
Molecular function (GO): transmembrane transporter activity
Source: RefSeq, a predicted model, not a curated record